Conger conger (European conger) is the source of this 7032-nucleotide messenger RNA. Its product is annotated as transcriptional activator MN1-like. Gene Ontology annotation, biological process: regulation of DNA-templated transcription. NCBI's taxonomy places the organism in Eukaryota, Metazoa, Chordata, Actinopteri, Anguilliformes, Congridae. The record is from RefSeq and is a predicted model, not a curated record. The coding region runs from base 1197 to 4802 and encodes 1201 amino acids. The transcript is spliced from 2 exons.
UACACCGGAGACGCGAGUCGGAGAAGUGGCCGAAAUAAAACGAGGGAAAAGGAAAACGGGAGGACUCGGUGCAUGCACGCAUUCUCAGAGCAAAUGUCCAGGACCGAGAAAACACAGUUGUCAAGCCGCACCGUGGUGGUGGAGUAUGGAUAAAUUUCGUUCUGCACGACUCAUCCGCGAACACGAACGAUAAAGGGACCUUUACUCGGGUUGCUUCUGGGGCUUUCCCCCCCACUCUGUUGGAUUGCAAAAACAAAGAAGUGGACGUCUAAGGAUUUUUAAAUUUUUUUAAAUACAAUCCGUUGAUCGAGAAACCGAGGCAUUUUAUGAAUUAACAAAAAACUUUUUUUUACAUUUUUAAAAUAUCAGUUGUGUGUAUUUAAUCUUAAUAAUUAAUACUUGUACCCUUGCACGUUUUGGGACUGUGCGGUCAGGAUGGGGUCGAUAACCAAGACCCUAGAUUGCUUGCGCCGGGACAUUUGACAACGACCCGGAAUAUUUUCAGCGAGAAUAAUCGGCAGCCGAACCCUCACACAAGGCGUUCAUUCCAGCGCUGCAGAGGUCUGCGCUACCUGUCACCACAAGUCUAGGGAAGAGAAUUUUAACUUCUGUUUUAAAGAUGGAAUGCUUGCAGCAAUACGCGAGCAAACAAAAUUAGUUCAGCAACAUUUCGUUUGCAAAUGAGUCGGGCAAUCACAAGUGUUCUCUGUGCAGCGUGCUUCUCAAAGUAGGCACUUUAAUUUACAACGACGGUCGAGGAAUUCUAUCGCUUCUGAACUUCGUGAUACAAGGAGCGAGAGAGGAUGUAUUUUUUCCUUUUUUUGAGCGCAUAGCCGGCGGGUGGACGUGCCUUUUCGCCUGUUUUGUGGCUUACACAGCUUUGUUUGUGGAAGAGGGUGAACUACUCCUUAGAUUUUUUCUUUUUGGAAAGCAAAAUGAGUUCGGUGCGAGUUUUUCGCCAUCGGUUUUACUUGUAGGAUUCGUUCUCAGACUAAUGCUGUUAUUGGAUUGUUUUUGAGCGCCUUAAUUCUUUGUGAUUAUUUAUAUUUCAAAAUAAUUUGUUUUGGGGGAAGAGAAACAUCAGUUUCCCUCUAAUUUUCUUGUCUUCAUAAACGGGGGAAGGAGAUUUACAAAAAGGAGACGUUGCCGACUACAGCCGUGCAGCGGGCUGUCAUGCGCGAUUGAUCCCGGGAGAUAUGUUUGGGCUGAAGCAGUUUGGGUCUCAGAUUGACAGCAGAAUCUGCGUCCAAGGAGAGAGAAGCCUAAACCAGCCGAGACUGAACAUGAAUUCCCACUUCAAAAGCCCGGGGUUUCAUGCCGGAGGGCCACCCGUGUCUGCAGAGCCGGGCAUGGGUCCCCUGAACGAGCCUCCGAUGCUGGGGCUCGGCAUGAACGUUAGCGGGGAGCAGUACGGUUACCACCAGCGCGGCCACCCGGACAUGCACAGCGGGUCUCUACAGCAGCAGCCCCAGAUGCACACGUUCUUCAACAAUAACAGCCAACAGCCUCACCACCACGGGCACCCGCACCAACAUCAGCACCACCCCCACUUCGGAAGCACUUUUGCGGGGCCCGACUCCGCUGCCUCCUGCCUGCACGGGGGGAGGAUGGUGGGCUACGGCGGGGCGGGCGGCGGCAUGGGGCCCCAGCAGGGAUUCGGGGAGGGUUUUGAUCCUCUUGCCGAGGGCCAGGCGGGGGAGGGGUUCCCCCAGCAGCAGCAGCAGCAGCCCGACUUCCAGCACCACGGCCCCCCCGGAAACGGACACGCGGUACCCGCCCCCUGCCUCCCGCUGGACCAAUCCCCGAACCGCGCCGCCUCCUUCCACGGCCUCCCUUCCUCCUCCGAGGCCCACGGCCUGGAGCACCGCCGGCUCCCGCCCCAGGGCAGGGUGGAGGGGCUGGAGUACGGCUACCCCACCGAGGCGCCCCCGGGGCAGUUCGACAUGCCCGUGUUCUCCCCCGCCGAGUCGGACUCCCACCUCCCCCACUACGGAGGGCCGGGGGGGAGGCAGGCGGUCAACGGCAACUUCCCCACCAACCCGGGGAUCUCUCGGGGCGGGGGCAUGCUGGGCCCCUCCAAGGUGCAGCAGCAGCAGCAGCAGCCCGGCUCGUACUUUGAGAGGCUGGGGAGCGCAGGGAGGAAGAGGCCCGUGGGGGUGGAUUUGGGGACAGGCGGCAGACACCCCCUCAUGCAGCAGCAGCAGCAGGCAGACAUGCUGGCCAGACAGGGGACCUGCCCCUCGGGAAUGCCUCGGGCGCCCCACUCCGAGCCCGGUAACCCCGGCAUGCCGGUGGGCGGAGUCAUGAUGCCGAACCAGCACAACCAGUUUGAGUACCCCGUCCACAGACUGGAGAGCCGAAAUAUGCACCCCUACGGGGACCAUAUGUUCAGCAUGCAGCAGCAGCAGCAGCCGCCGCAGCAGCAGGCCCCGAAUCAGAGACUGCAGCACUUCGACGCGCCCUACAUGAGCGUGGGGAAAAGGCCCAGGUUCGACUUCCCCAACGGCCACGGCGGGGAGAACUGCGGGGCCUGGAACGGCGGUUUGGAGAGCCACCUCUCCCCUUCCGCCUACCCCGGGGUCCUCCCCGGGGAGUUCACCCCUCCGGUCCCGGACGCGUUCCCGCCGGGGCCGCCCCUGCAGCACGCCGGGCCCGACCAGCAGGCUCAGCAGCAGCGGCAGAACGCCGCCAUGAUGAUCAAGCAAAUGGCCUCCAGGAACCAGCAGCAGCAGCGCAUGAGGCAGCCCAACCUGCAGCAGCUGGGUCACCACGGCGACGUGCCCCAGGGCGGCAUGGCGCACGGGGGGGCCGUGCCCCAGCCUCACUUCGACAGGGACGCCGGCGCGGGGAGGAUGGGCAACUUCGAGCCCCCCAACCCCCACCUGCCUCCGGAGGGCUGGUUCCCCGGCCCCCACCAGCCGGGGGAGAUGCUCUCCAGGAGGAUGAGCGGCUCCUCAGGGCCCGGGGAGGCCAGCCCCCACGACAUGGGGCUCCAGACGGGCCCGGGGAUGCUGUUCAGGCCCGGGGGGAACGGGAUGGGCAUGGGGGACCCCAUGCGGAUGCCCCCGGACGGACACGUCCAGGCCCUGCACUCCCCCGGCCUGCACCCCCAGUUCGGGAGUAACAGCGGCGGCGGCCUGGGCGGCCUGCAGCAGAUGCAGUCCCCCGGAGGGGGUGUGAUGCACCCCAACGCCCCUGUGGACAGGAGACCCACCGAUUUUGCCGCGCCCCCGAUGGGGGGUCAGCCCGCCUUUCCCUUCGGCGGGGCGAACCGGCAGGGCCCGUCCCACGGCAGUCCCCCGGGGAUCAACACCUCGCCGAGGAGCUACCCGCCCCAGCCGGAGUUCCAGCCGGGCCAGCGGCCGUCGGUGAGCAAACUAGGGGCCCUCUCCCUCGGGAGCUUCAGCAAAGCCGGCGGCAAGGACAACGUCUUCGGCCAGAGCUGCCUGGCGGCCCUGUCCACCGCCUGCCAGAACAUGAUUGCCAGUCUGGGGGCGCCCAACCUGAACGUGACCUUCAACAAGAAGAGCCCGGGCGAGGGCAAGCGGAAGCCCGGCCCGGCGGAGCAGGAUGCUAACGGCGGCGCCGCGAGCGGGGCUAGUGCCGCGGCGGAGUUCUUCCAGAACGGCCCGGUCCCUGGGGCCGCGAACGGUAACAGUAAGCUCGGGGGUCAGAGCGGGACGGGCCAGGGGGAAGCCAGCGCCCUCUCCCCAAACUACAACAUGGACGCUGUCCCGGGGGGCGAGGGGAAGCCGGGCGGGGGGCGAGGGAGGGGGAGGAGGAGAAGGGACAGCGAGCACGCCAGUCCGGGGAUUUUUUUUCCCUCUGAGGGCUGCCCCGCCCAGCAGGGGCCCCCGGCCGGGCUCGGGGAGAGGGCGGGCGGCGGGUGCGCGCCCCACGAAAAGCCCCUCACGUCCCCGUCCUGGGGCAAGGGGACGGGCGACCUGCUGCUGGGGGACCAGCCGGACCUGAUGUCCUCACUGGACAGCGGGAUCCAGAGCGGCGCCAAGUCGGACGCCAGCUCCCCGCGUGCGGACUUCCCGGAUGACGUCAGCGCCGCCAACUACGGCAACGAGGACGACGCCGUGUCCUCCAGCUCCGACACCAAGCCCAACCGCAGCCCGCUGCUCGCCGGCUCCCCGAAACACGGGGCCUUGCACGGACAGAAACAGCAGCUGGGGGUCGGCGUCGCGAAUCGCUCUACCUCCACCCCCGACGGCUACCCCGGCACCCCGGGCGUGGAACAGGUACGCACCCCCUCCAGCACCUCGGGCCCGGACGAGGUGCACCCCCUGGAGAUCCUGCAGGCCCAGAUCCAGCUGCAGAGGCAGCAGUUCAGCAUCUCCGAGGACCAGCCGCUCGGCGCCAAGGGCGGCAAGAAGGCGGACUGCCCGGGGCAGAGCGGAGACGGCGAGCUGGCGCGCUGCAGCCCGGACCCUGGGAAGGGCUCCAUAGGCUCCAUCGACCUGGACACCCUCAUGGCGGAGCAGCACGCCACCUGGUAUGUGCCCGGCGACAAGGCUCUGAUGGAGGGGCUCGAGGACAACAAAUCGCUGGCACUCUGGGAGAAGACAAAGGUGCAGAGCAGCAACAAAGAAGGUGCCGAGGCGUCCCAGGUGAAGGGCGUGGCGGGGCCGGGGCCGGGCGUGGGGGCCGGGGGCCACCUGCAGUGCCUGUCGGUCCACUGUACGGACGAGCUGGGGGGGGAGGGUAAGGUUCGGGGGGGGCCCGUCCCGUCCUGGCGCUCCCUGCACUCGGACAUCUCCAACCGAUUCGGCACCUUCGUCGCAGCCCUCACCUGACCCCCCGACGCCGUUGUCAGGGGAGACCGUGACCGCCAGGACCGGGGGCCGCCCCAUUGGCCCCUCACGCCUCCGGGAGCGGUCCCGCCCAGAGACCUCAGACUGAUCCCUUUUUUUUUUGUUUUUUGUUUUUAAGAAAAUCAACAAAAUAUGACAAAAAAAAAACAUAACGGACUAGGGAGGGGUGGGGGAACAGUGUAGAAUGGAAACGGCUGAGGCAGAACGAUACCAGUGUUGUGUUUAAUACUCUUUAUUUCCCCCCUUUUUGCGAGAUUACGUUAUUUUAAUUUAAGUUCCGGCGAAUAUCUCCGUUAAUGUGAUUGCUUUCAUCUUUUCUGUCACUGAAGGAAGCGUUCAUAUCCACACUGUUGGUCUUUCAGUUCCACAUCCGUACGGGCAGGCUGAUACAGGCUCACCCCAAAACCUUCCAAUGUUGCCGCUUGCUUUCCAACAAAACUUUGGCCCGUCCCUGUACCCACUGCCAGUGGCCAUGGCUGCUGACGGACUGACAGGACAGAAUUCACCCUGAAAUGGUGUCCGCUGCGGUGGCACUGAACACACGGCUUACAGGAGCGGGUUGAGGCUGCAUAUGGACUGUAUACGCAGGAGGAUGUCUGUCAUUGAAGAGGACAGUGUUGUACACCUCUCUCAUUCUGGGCCUAAUUACAAUGGUGGGAGUUCCCACUCCUCCAAGGCCUGGAUAAGAAGCAGAGUGAACGUUUGAUCUCGAUUUUUUAAAGUGCAACCUUUAUUUAACCAGGAAUACCCCCAUUGAGGUUGAGAUCUCUUUUGCAAGCCGGACCUGACCUCAGUCUGUUUCCAGUUAUUCUGAGCUGUGAAGUGUGAGGCCUCUAAAGACGCUCCAGAUCGGGGCCUACACGGGCCCCAUCGUCAUCCACCGAAAGCAGCAAGUGCCCGGCAUUGCAUUGUGGGAAAGGACACUGCUCGGGGUCCCUCUCCUCCCCUUCCGGCUUUAAAAGGCAAACGGAGGUCCUCUCCUCACACCGCUCCUCUUUUUCUGUCUUUUUUUGGAAUCCGAUAUUCUUUCUCUUUUUGCCAAGAUCUUCCAUUGUGCGCCCGCUGGGUUCUCCGCCCAGAGGGGAAUCCCAUUGUCGCCCGGAGACGGCGGGAAUGGCUUCAGCCUCGCUGUUUAAAAGGGCUUUAAUUGACAAACAGUGCAGGUCCUUUCAGGCUUUGGAACGGCAGUGGCUGGACCUGCCAGCCAGAGCCACAAAGGGCGGCCAUCAAAGAACACAAAGACUAAACCCCUAAGCCCAAGAUACUCAAGUCCAGCCCUUGAGGCCAGUAGUACUGCCGGUUUUCUUUGCUACCUGAUUAAUUGAAUCGCUAAUUGAUUGAUUAAUGUCACCGAUUGACCGGAGGUCCCCUGUCGUCCCGCGUCUAAAUCCGUGUCUGGUUAGAGGGGAAGAAUGAAAACCGGCAGCACCCUUUGUUUCAGGGCCAUAUUUGAGUACCCCUGCCACAAGCAGUUAUUUUUAGUGGAACAGAAAGCCUCCUUUUGAACUCCUCGAAGAGUAGGUUUUUUGGAAUGUUUUUUUCAAGAUUCUAAAGUCAGUGUUCUAGAACACUAUUGCUUCCAGGUACCAGUAGUUAUUGUGACAUCAGCAUUAGACUGUUCAGUUAAGAACAUUCUAAUCGCAUGAACAUUCUGGAAAUCAUUUAAAGGUUUAUUUCCUUCCAUACAGUGGUUUUACACAUCUGUUCUUACUCUUGGUACAGCUUCCUGGUCUCAUCAGAUAAUGAACCAAAUGCUCUAGGUUCAUCUUCUGUAACAGACCCUGUUCUUCCUAAUAUUUCUGCAUAAUUAUUUCAAUUAGAGAACAUUUAAUUAACUUUGUUUUCAUUGUUUGUUUCAUUUUUGGUCUUCAGAAAUAUCAUCCCAACACUGGUAUAUGACUCUGCCUAAAAGACUUUGAGGGAGGGAUCACUUUUUAAGGUUUUAAGGAAAUGAAAUAAGGCAUUGGUAUUGCACAUGUAAGAUAAGAAAACAUAUGCUGUGUGUUAGGCAAUCUUGUAAUCUUUAAAGAAAUCAGUUCAGAUGAUCUUGGAAAAUGAUAGACUGAUGACUGUAAGGACAACUCACAAUCCGAGUUUAUUCUUUUUUAGAAAAGAUGUGUUUAGUCCAGUCUUCUGUUUUCCUGAAUAUUGUAUAUAUCUGUAUAUGUUUUAUUGAGCAACUAAAUAACAAUAAAUAUGAUGUUAAUGGUGA